This is a messenger RNA of Mucor mucedo, 297 nucleotides long. RefSeq names its product short-chain dehydrogenase/reductase SDR. NCBI's taxonomy places the organism in Eukaryota, Fungi, Mucoromycota, Mucoromycetes, Mucorales, Mucoraceae. The transcript has 2 exons. The record is from RefSeq and is a predicted model, not a curated record. The coding region runs from base 1 to 297 and encodes 98 amino acids.
AUGACUAGCGGAAGACUUUCAGGAAAGGUAGCCAUCGUCACUGGUGCUGCAGGCGGUAUCGGGUUUGAAACAGCCGCCCUUUUUGCUAAAGAAGGUGCCAAAGUUGUAUGUGCCGAUGUGAACGAAGCGGGCGUCCAAAAGUCUGUAUCAAAAAUUAUCGAACUUGCUGGUGCCGGCUCUGCUAUCGCAUUUAAAGUUGAUGUAUCUAAGGAAGAGCAAAUCAAAGCUUUGGUUGAAAAGGCUGUAAAUACAUUUGGUAAGUUUUUAAUAUCACCAAAAAAAAAAAGUCGCGUGUAA